Molecule: messenger RNA, 822 nt
Organism: Cinclus cinclus
Lineage: Eukaryota; Metazoa; Chordata; Aves; Passeriformes; Cinclidae
Gene: OLIG3
Product: oligodendrocyte transcription factor 3
Exons: 1
Coding region: 1-822 (273 amino acids)
Molecular function (GO): protein dimerization activity
Source: RefSeq, a predicted model, not a curated record
AUGAAUUCUGACUCCAGCUCUGUCUCCAGCAGAGCUUCCUCGCCAGACAUGGAUGAGAUGUACCUGAGAGACCAUCAUCACCACCACCACCAUCACCACCACCAAGACAGCCGGCUCAACUCUGUCUCGUCCACCCAGAACGAUCUGGUGCAGAAGAUGUCUGGAGAAGGCCUCACCAGGAACGGUUCCAAGGCCGGAGGGGAAGGCAGCAAGUACAAAAUCAAGAAGCAGCUUUCGGAGCAGGACCUGCAGCAGCUGCGGCUGAAGAUCAACGGCCGGGAGCGUAAGAGGAUGCACGACCUCAACCUCGCCAUGGACGGACUGCGGGAGGUGAUGCCCUACGCUCAUGGACCUUCUGUGAGAAAACUCUCCAAAAUCGCCACCCUCCUGCUAGCCAGAAACUAUAUCCUGAUGCUCACCAGCUCCCUGGAGGAGAUGAAGAGGCUAGUUGGGGAAAUCUACGGGGGACACCACUCGGCCUUUCACUGCGGCACGGUGGGACACUCUGCCGGGCACCCGCCCCACGCCGCCGGCACUGUGCACCAGGUGCAUCCCAUCCUCGGCAGUGCCUUGUCCUCCGCCAACACCUCCUCCUCCCUCUCCGCCUCCCUGCCGGCCAUCGGCACCAUCCGGCCCCCACACUCCCUGCUCAAGACCCCCUCGACACCCCCCGCCCUGCAGCUCGGCAGCGGCUUCCAGCACUGGGCGGGCUUGCCGUGCCCUUGCACCAUCUGCCAGAUGCCUCCCCCGCCCCACCUCUCGGCCCUCACCGCCUCCAACAUGGCCAGGAUCUCGGGGGAGACCAAGGACCUCCUGAAGUGA